This is a messenger RNA of Salarias fasciatus (jewelled blenny), 2421 nucleotides long. RefSeq names its product kelch-like protein 33. NCBI's taxonomy places the organism in Eukaryota, Metazoa, Chordata, Actinopteri, Blenniiformes, Blenniidae. Bases 1 to 2421 code for a protein of 806 amino acids. The record is from RefSeq and is a predicted model, not a curated record. Gene Ontology annotation, molecular function: protein binding. The transcript is spliced from 4 exons.
AUGGAGUUCACCAGACGCUACCUCCCAAUGGAGUGGGAAGAGCGCUGGAGGAGAGAGAAGGAGCGGAGGAAGCGAGUGGUGCAGGAAGGCGGAGAAGGAGUGGAGCAGUACAACCGCGAGCUGAAGAGGAUCGUGGCCUUCAAUGACGCUCGGAUGGGUCUCACCGGCGCAGAGGGGAAGAGAGAAGGGUCAGAGGUCAGGAUCGAUCAGGAAGCAGCUGAGGAGCACAUGAGGGACGACGAGCAUCAAGUCCACAAGUACUGCAGCAAAACCUACUCCAAGGACACAUUGGAGACCUUGAAGGACCUCCUGGACUCGUCUGUUCUCACCGACCUGACUCUGGUCUCUGCGGAUGGAGUCCAGAUCAACGUUCACUCCGUCGUUCUGGCCGCCAUUAGCAACGUCAUCCUGGAGAAACUACGGGAGAGAAACGGACGACCGCUGGACGGCGAUGAAUCUGACAAGUGGUCAGUGGGUACCGCCGCUGACGGCGUUGGUCUGAGGGCAGUGGUGGAGUUCGCCUACACAGGCGUCGUAUCGUCCUUGAACAGAGACACAGCGGCUGAACUCAGAGCCACGGCUCAGACGCUGCUGGUCCCACGACUGGCUGAACUCUGCAACGGAGAGGAACGACUGAAAGAUGGAGGACGGCCGAAGACGGGAGAGCAAACCGUCUCUGCAAGGCAACAGAGAGAGAUGACUCUUCAGAGCAUCGAGCAGCUGUGGGCAGACGGCGUGGGGUGUGACGUACGUUUGGAUGUAGAUGGAAGCGUCUUCCAUGUUCACAGAGUAAUCCUGGCAGCCAGCAGUGAUUACUUCCGUGGCAUGUUCACCUGUGGAAUGAGAGAAUCGCGUCAGCGCUGUGUUGCCCUUCCCUUCUUGUCGGCGCCUGAAUUGGAGGCUCUCAUCAGCUUCUCCUACAGCGGAGUCCUCCCACUCAGCUGGGACUGGGUUUUUGAAAUCGCCUGUACGGCUCUCCAGCUGCAGUUUCGACCUGCUCUCUCGCUUUGCUUCGCCUUCAUGCAGCAAAAAAUCGAUUCUGGGUUCUGCCUGGACGUGGCCUCUUUUGCUGAGGCCUACGGGAUGUCGGAGCUCCUGGAGGAGGCCAAUGACUUUGUACUGAGGAACUUCAGCAAGGUAUCGGCCACCGCAAAGUUUCUGGACUUACCAGCAGAGAAGCUCCUGGGCUUCCUUCGGUCGGACGGCCUGUGCGUGCCCUCGGAGCUGGCAGCAUUUCGAGCUGUGAUCGCCUGGAUCGAGGCCAAACCUGAGGAGAGGCUGGCCCAGGCCAGCUUGCUAAUGACCGGAGUUCGCUUCCCUCUCAUGACCUUCCGAGAGUUCAGGGAGGUCAGAGCCAUCAACCUGCGCAUGGAGUGCUUUGGAGACGACGACGUGGAACUCUACAGCUCCGCGCUCAAAGAGUUUGGCUUCAGCCUGCCUAAGUCGGAGGACCGGUGUCGCGUGAGGCGACCCAGAGACACUGUGGUUCUGGUUGGGGGAGACCAGCUCAACCCAGACGUGGGUCAGCGCAUCCCGAGCAGGGAACUUUGGUUCGCUAACUCCCUGCGCAGCGGCACUGGACUGGUGAAGGACAUCGAGUGGCGGAAGCUGGGUGAGAUUCCAGACAGGCCAAAGUUCAGGCACGCUGUGGCGGUCCUGGAAGGGAAGCUGUACGUGGUGGGAGGAUGCCACUUCUAUGCCAAGGAUGACAUGAUGAAGUCUACAUACAGCUUUGAUCCUGUGGCGGACUGCUGGACCAGGCUCGCCGACAUGCACGAAUUCAGAAGCAACUUUUCAGUGGUGCCACACGAGGACCGCCUUUAUGCUAUUGGCGGCGACAAAGAGAUCAACGCCAACAUGGACAGCGUAGAGAUGUACAACCCAGACAACGAUUCCUGGAGCUUGGUCAAACCUCUGGACCAGGCGUUGAGUGGAUACGCCGUCGCCGUCCUCAACGACGGGAUCUUUGUUUCCGGGGGCUUCAACUGUCAGUACGUGUGUCUGGUCUCCAUGUUCCUGUACCACCCGGAGAGAGGAACCGCUUACCUGGCCGACAUGGCCCACGACCGGGCCCAGCACUGCAUGGAGGCGGCGCGAGGCCUCCUCUACGUGGCAGGCGGGGUGUGCAACCUGAGGAGGUUUUACACCGACCAACUGGCCUGCGAGGUCUACGAUCCUGCCACCGACGCCUGGACCGGGUUCACUCCGCUGCCGCUGCCGCACGUCGGCGCCGCCUCGGCCGUCCUGGAGGAGAAGAUCUACGUGUUGGGAGGAUACUGCCAGGACGACUACAGCGAGUCUGGACUGGUCCACCGGUUCGAUCCCGGCUCACAGCAGUGGGAAAACAUGGGCAGGCUGCCCAGAGCUGUGACUGACAUCCGGGCCUGUCUGCUGCGACUGCCAAAACACCUCAGACAGUGA